GAUGUUUGUUGCCGCGAAACUUCCUGUUUAUUUUCUCCGAAGCUUCGCGUCAUUAUUGCCUUGUCUGGAACGAUCGAGACUGUCGUGCUCGAAACCAAACUAUACAUUUAGAUGUUAUAGAGAUUUGAAGUGUUGCCAUGUCAAGAACACUAUUUAUUCUGAUGUAUUUUCUAUUGGUACAAAACUCAAACAGUUUAAAACUGGAAGUUGCUAUGCAGAUAGUGGUGAAAUAUGGUGAAACCAUGGAAACACAAUGUAAACUUGUAGAUAUAAAUGUUGAUGAGUACACAGCGGAGGACAUUGCUUGGUAUAAGAAUGGAGAUGUAUUAUCUGAGGAUAUGUAUUCAGUUGUCAAUACAACCACAUCACUGUUAUCUCUAUCAAAUGUAACUUUUGAUGCAGAAGGCAAUUAUUCAUGUCAACUGAAUCAUCUUGAUCAAGUGGUUGCCAUAGCGACAACAGACAUUGUAGUUGGAAGGUCACCGAGUAUCGCUAAUUUUUCCUGUGUGUGUUACAACAUGGGUGAAAUGUGGUGCACCUGGGACCCAGUGGAUAGCAAUCUACCAACUCAGUAUGUGUUCACAUGGAGAUCGUUUUAUUAUUCUGGAAACCUCUGGAAUGACUGUCCAAAUAGCAUAACAAAAGGACCAAAUUCAUGCUAUUUUGAUACAUAUACUAACCUUGGUUCAGAACAUUCAAUGAGAGUCACCUCAACCAAUCAACUUGACACUGACAAUAAAAUAAUUGCAUUCAACCCAGACACCCAAUAUACACCGUUUCCACCAAAAAACUUGCAGCUUGAAUCUAGAACUGCCUAUUCUAUCUUGGCUUCGUGGACCCCACCUAUAAAAAACUCACUAAGGUAUAAAUUGCAGUAUCUCAGUGAGUGGGAGACUGAGUGGUCUCAGCCCACUGAUGAAUCACUAGAACGUACCAAUUUUGAGUUGUUUGGACUUAGACCCUAUACAUUAUACAAAAUAAGGGUGUCAUGCAGACCUGCUUACCGCUUGGGACGUUGGAGUGACUGGUCUGAUAUUAUAUCAAAGAAAACCAUGGAAGCAGCCCCAACAGAAGGAGUCAAGUUGUAUCUUUCUCGGGAAAUACUACAUGAUAACAAUAAACGUGAUGUCAUCAUAUCAUGGACACCACCACCAUUAAUAGAAAGAAAUGGAAACAUCACCAUGUACAGCAUUAAUGUUAAACCAGGCAACUUGGAUAGUAUUAUUGAUGCAAACAAUGGUGAAGAGUAUACUAUUAAAGGAUUAGAUAGCUAUAUAUCCUACUAUGUGUCUGUGAAAGCUAUCAAUAAUGCUGGUACUUCACCUCCCUCAGGAAUUUAUAUUUUGGAUAAAACAACAGCUCCUGGAAAACCAACAAUAACAAAUGUGACAUCAAUAAAUGAAGGCACAAUUGCUGUAUCUUGGGAAGAACCUGAUAAUCCUAAUGGUGCUAUUAUCAAUUAUGUCUUGUCCUAUGCUGCUAGUCCAACCAUUGGUGGAGAACAUCAACAGUGGCAUCGUAUAACAUUUAACAGUUCAGUGUUUUAUUUUGAAGUGAGCAAUCUAAAAAGUUUUGUUCAAUAUGAAUUUAAAAUACAAGCAAAGAAUAAUGUGGGUUUUGGUGGUAAUUCACACACCGUUACAGAGUAUACCAUGGAGGCAGAACCUACUGGUCCUGCAACCAAUUUAACUCUGCGUUCUAUAGAGUCUAAUCCGCACAGUUUAUCAGCCAGUUGGAUCCCUCCAUGCCUUGAUGAUAGAAAUGGAAUUAUCCGGGGCUAUAUCAUCAAAUAUUGCCCUCAUGUCAAGAAUGGUAACAUCUCUGGUCAGGCAUACCCUUGUGAAGAUCAGAUAAUAUACGAGGCUAAAUAUACUGUAGUCAAUCCUGAAUCAUUGGAAUCCAGUGCUUCCACUUGUCACUAUGACAUCACUAAUCUACGUCCAAAUACGGAGUAUGCAGUGUGGGUUUUGCCGUUUAAUAAUAAAGGUCUAGGAAGCGAGGCAACAAAUAUUGUAACUAGAAAAACUAGUGAAGGGACACCAGGUGUACCUGUAAAUUUGAAAGUGCAAGUUGUGACUUCUUCAGAACUUACUAUUAUGUGGGAACUGCCAGAAGAACCAAAUGCUGACAUUACUCACUAUAAUAUCACAGCAAUCCCAUUGAAUAACACCAACUGUCGCACACAAUAUCUGAAACCUAGGGUUAGCCCUAUAACAUUUCAAAAUCUAUGUGGAUUUGAAACAUACAUGGUGUUGGCAAGUGCUUGCAGUGAUUCCAAGAUACCAACAGUGUCAUGUGGAAGAUAUUCGUCACCGGUAUAUGUAACAACUACAAUUGGAGUUCCUGGUCCUGCCAGUAAUGUCAAUGCUAAUACUGAUGAUGGAUCUGUGAUUGAACUUGCCUGGUCCUCACCAAAAAGGCCUAAUGGACCUUUGACUGGCAUGGCAUACCAAGUAUCCUGUUGGAAUAAAAUCAACACCGAACCUGUUUCACUGGUUGUAGAUAGUAAUGAAGCCAAUAUACAAGUAGACUGUGAUAACAUUAAUGAGGGUUUACCAGGUAUUUGUACAGUGCAAGCAAUCAGCGCUGAAGGCCAGGAUGGUGCAAUAGUGGCUGCUGAAACGCAACCACUUGUAUGCUAUAAUACUGAAGGUGAUUACUCUUAUGAUGUGUGAAUCCCUGAUCUUGCUAUC
Saccoglossus kowalevskii is the source of this 2693-nucleotide messenger RNA. Its product is annotated as netrin receptor DCC-like. The record is from RefSeq and is a predicted model, not a curated record. Gene Ontology annotation, molecular function: protein binding. NCBI's taxonomy places the organism in Eukaryota, Metazoa, Hemichordata, Enteropneusta, Harrimaniidae.